AUGAUAUUUACAGUGCGAACUAGAUGUUACCAAUUAUCUGAAUAUCUGUCGUAUGAUAUCUUGGACGAAAAGUUAAUAAGACUCUUUCAACCGUACCGUGAUGUCCAAAAAAUACUUGGAUCAUGUCGUAUGGACAUCAAAGAUCGGUUUGUCACCCCGCCAACAUUGCUCCAAAAGUUCUAUACUAUCAUCUGCAUGACUAUGACUAUUAUUAUUUUUACUAAUUAUUUCCUACAAACAUAUUCAACGAUAUUUUACUCCGAACACGAAAUGGCAAGCUUGAGGACAAGUGGUAUAUGUGGAAUACUCGGUGUAUUUUCGCUCAGCAUUCUACAUGCUAGAUUUUUCAAUAACGAGAGUAAUGUACAGUUAUACGUUAAAAUGCAAGAAAUCGACCGUAUUAUGAACAUACAUCCCCUCGUCAAGACAACUGUUUUAGUGGUUCUAUGUGUACGGAGCGAGUUAUUAGUCCGAGAAGCUGAUAAAACGAAGAAGCUGACGAUAUCCGUUUUGUCGCGCCACAGUGACGGUAAUUUCAGAACGAAAGCCAAGAAAAUAUUGAAGUUGUUAAAGGAGUCGCCCCCGUGCUUCUCGGUGUACGGGAUGUGGCAUCUCGACGCGAGACUCCUGCUCAACUUAUUCAAUAUCAUCUCCACAUUCUUGGAUUUAGAAUCGAGCGCGACAGACAUAUAUUUAAACGAGAUUUUUUCUACAUUUAAUUGCUUUCAAAAUCAAUAUCGGUUUCAGCGACUAAAUCCAUCAAACAAUUUUCAGAGUGCUUUGAUAUUGGACUUUUUGAUCACGGCCACGAUGACUGCUUUGAACAUCUGUAUGCUUCUCUUGCUCAGCAUCCGCAGCGAAAUGUUUCUACGUGAAGUGAACAAAACAAAAAAGCUGUCGAACUCUAUUCUGUCUCGUUACUUAGAUGGGCCAUUGCGACGAAAAGCUAAGAAAAUGCUGAAAAUAAUAGAACGUGACACUCCGCGCUUCUGCGUAUACAACAUGUGGUGCAUGGACGCACGCCUCUUGCUCAACAUAUUUGCCAUUAUAACAAAUGCUUUUGUCAUUAUCCUACAAUUUUCGUUUACGUGA
Messenger RNA from Cydia fagiglandana, 1092 nucleotides. RefSeq lists its product as uncharacterized. The coding region runs from base 1 to 1092 and encodes 363 amino acids. The transcript has 6 exons. Lineage: Eukaryota; Metazoa; Arthropoda; Insecta; Lepidoptera; Tortricidae. The record is from RefSeq and is a predicted model, not a curated record.